AUGCCUCUCGGGAUCCACAAUCCGCUUCCGUCGUCUUUGAGCAGUGAAUGCAAGAAGGCGGCGAAGAUCCUGACAUCCUUCGUGGACCCCAAGCAGGCCUUCGGUCCAGAAAAGGUCAUUCCACCAGAGAUCCUGGCGAAUGCGAAGGGCUUGGCGAUUCUCACGGUUUUGAAAGCUGGUUUCAUUGGCUCUGGUCGAUUCGGAUCGGGUCUCGUGGUCGCUCGUCUUGCUGAUGGCUCCUGGUCGGCUCCCUCGGCCAUUGUCACUGCCGGCGCAGGUGUUGGUGGCCAGAUCGGAUUCGAACUGACCGAUUUUGUCUUCAUUCUGAAUGACGCAUCAGCCGUCCGCGCAUUCUCUCAAUUUGGCACACUUACACUGGGUGGUAACGUCUCCCUCGCCGCCGGACCGGUCGGUCGGAAUGCAGAAGCUGCUGGUGCGGCCAGCACAAAGGGCGUCGCGGCCGUUUUCUCCUACUCCAAGACCAAAGGUCUCUUCGCUGGUGUCAGUUUGGAGGGCAGUGUGUUAGUGGAGCGCAAGGAUGCCAAUGAGAAGAUGUAUCAAAGCCGAGUGUCCGCCAGCCAGCUCCUCACUGGUACCGUUCGACCGCCGCCAUCUACCGAUGCCUUGAUGCGUGUCCUCACAUCGCGUAUCUUCCAAGGAAACGUCCGCGCACAGGGAGAUGCGAUGUACAACGACAUCCCGAUCUACGCAGAUAGCCAGGACGAUGUGGUCUGGGAAGGUCGCAAAGGCUCGGCCUAUGGCCAAGGUGCGCGACGGGAACGAUCGAACACCGAGGACAACUAUGAAUACCGCGAUAGCCCACGCCGCGCAAACACAUGGGCAGACGACACAUAUGAUCGACCGACAGGAAACAUCGGUCGCUCGGCGACUACGCGCGCUCCCCCUGUUGAUACCUAUGACAACUAUGGACGCAGCCGGAGCAACACGUAUGAGAAUGAUGACUAUGCCUACUCAGAUCGUCGGCCGACCCGGCCUACCGCGCCCAAGCCGGUCUUUGGGCAAAAGACGGGUGCAGGGCCAGGACUGCGGCAGGACCAGGUGGUCGCACUUUUCACAUUUGAUGCGGACCAGGAAGGUGAUUUAGGAUUCAAAAAGGGCGAUAUCAUCACAAUCAUCAAGCGAACAGAGAAGGCUGAAGAUUGGUGGACUGGACGUAUCGGUGACCGCGUCGGUAUAUUCCCCAGCAAUUACGUUGAUUCCUCCUAA
This is a messenger RNA of Penicillium odoratum, 1227 nucleotides long. Its product is annotated as SYLF and SH3 domain-containing protein. Gene Ontology annotation, molecular function: actin filament binding; phosphatidylinositol binding. The transcript is spliced from 4 exons. Bases 1 to 1227 code for a protein of 408 amino acids. Gene Ontology annotation, cellular component: actin cortical patch. Gene Ontology annotation, biological process: actin cortical patch localization; actin filament bundle assembly. The record is from RefSeq and is a predicted model, not a curated record. Lineage: Eukaryota; Fungi; Ascomycota; Eurotiomycetes; Eurotiales; Aspergillaceae.